GCUGCUUAGAAACCGGUUUCCUCCAGUUCCAUGGGCAGGGACACAACAGCAGCAUUUCAAAGGCGGAACAGCGUGCUAUUACUUAUCAACUAAUCAAAUAGUCUAUGGAAAUUCAACCAACUAUUCGAUAAGUUAAUUGAAAUUUAAAAUCCCUAGCUCUGCCUCCACUGUGCAUCUGCUUUUUAACUGUAGUAAGAGCCAUGCUAAGUGAACAUAUGGCUAACUAAAAUCAUGCCAGACCACGGAUGUUGCCAAUCCAGAGAGUGCCAGUUAGAGAGGUUUAACCUGUACUGAUCUGGGCCGGAUUGCUGUUUGGGACUUGGAGGGUCCCAAUGCUCUGAACCUUCCCUCUCCUCAGUAGCCCAAUACCCUAGGAGCUUCCAUCUUUCUGUGCUGUUCUGUUUCCUGUUUUUCUGGACAUGUCAGUGUCUUAUCUUAAAUUUUCUUCAGUUUGCUCGCUGCACUGUCAGUGUUUGCUCUGGUAUAAGCAGCCUGUUUAUGACUAGUACACAGUGUGCUUUCGGUCCUGAGGGAAGGGCUGUAGACACAUUCUUUUGAGAUUCUUUAAAUGGAGUAUAUCUACAAGGCCUCAAGGGCUGCUGGCAGAGAGAGAUGGGGCUGGAAGAAAAUCUGAAACUGCUGAUUUAAAGAUCCUGUUAGAGACAAAAACUACACAGCUCUGAAAGCAAGAAAAGGGAAAUAAAUUCAUUCAACCCUCCCCACCCGUAAACCUGUAUUAAAACACUCAUUUCACUACCUUAAUGACACCUGUGGUGAAAUUAAUACAUUUGAAUCAUCCCUAGACUGAAUUUCUGUAUUGAAUCACAGCACAGAUAAAUCCCACACUGCCACUUCUUACCAAUGUAAUUCAGCCUUGAUUCAACGGGACCAGAUUUAGGCAGGAGGGAAGAGGAGGAUGGAUAUUGUUACAAAUUUCUGGAGCUUGGGGCAAAUGACACUGCUUCAUGGCAAGUUAGGAACCUUGAUUAGAGUUUAACUCACAUGCUAUAUUUGGUGGAGGGCUGGAACUUGUAUCUCUAAGACCAAAGAUCACUGACCACUUUUAAUGACAAAUAUCUCAAGGGCCACCAGAAAUAAAGCUUCUACACCACAGGUUUUCAAUAAAACCCUCUUUCCAAAGGCAGAUGAUAUUCAUCUUUUGGAUUGUGUGUGUUCCUGCAAAGAUCUUUACUACUAAAAAAAAUCAAAUCUGGUUUGUUACAUGGGAAGAAUCAAGGGAACAAUCAGAAUAAUCUGAUUUUACAGCAAGAGCGUCACCUAAUUUUGCAUUUAGUUAUGUUUGUUAUUAAAUGUUACUAUAGGCAUUUCAUAAAAAAGUGCAGCUCUGCUGCGAUUUGCAAGUUUGGCACAGCUCCCUGAAGAUUUUUUCUAAGGCCCUAAUGAUAUCUAUAUAGUCUCAGUAAAUAUUUUUAUUAUCUGUACUUCUGCACUAGUGGGUGUAGGUAUCCAAUGGAGAACUCCCACAUCUGACGUAGGGGUAACAGGAAUAUUGAAUUCCAAAGGCUCCUCACAUUUCUGAGUGGUCAGUCAUGCAUCCUGAAAACCCGACUCAAAUGUAAACACAAUCAUUAGUAAAUCCAGGAAGAAACAGAAUAGCUAAGAAUAGUUUGUGUGAAUCAUCAAGGAAUUUCCUGAAGGCUCAGAUAUCAAAGUAGGGUGUACCUCAGACUGGUUCUGUUCCCUGAAUAUGAACCAUCAUAAGCAGUAUUUGUGGUCUCCUGUUUAGAAUGUGGUCUCCUGCUUCAGAGCAGUUUUCCAGUAUUUUAGAGAUAUACAAUAGCAAUCAAGGACAAGGAAGACUAUUUUAUUGAAGAACAAGCUGACUGAGAAAAACAGACUUCAUCUUGAAAUGGAGCUUGCUUUGACCAUGGGAGAAGUAAUCCGAAACUCAAUCAAAGAUUAUUUGGCUCAAAACACCAUGGCACGACGCCCACGCAACAGCAGAGCCUGGCACUUUGUCCUGAGUGGGAUACGCCGGGAUGCAGAUGCACGGGCAGUGGCUUUGGCCUCUGGAGCCCGUGGAUGGGGCUAUGACUCUGAUGGGCAGCACAGUGACUCUGACUCUGAACCAGAGUUUCCUUCCCUCUCACCAUCCAUUCCCAGUGCCAUCCCUGUGACAGGAGAGUCCUACUGCAACUGUGAGAACCAGAAUGAGACUCCCUACUGCUCCAGCCUGCAUACUAUCCAUCGGGUGAAGGACUGCCAGUGCGGAGAAGAAGAUGAGUACUUUGAGUGGGUGUGGGAUGACAUGAAUAAAUCAACUGCAACACUCCUGACCUGUGACAACCGCAAAGUGAACUUCCACAUGGAGUAUAGCUGUGGCACUGCUGCUAUCCGUGGGAACAAGGAGCUGGCAGAGGGCCAGCACUUCUGGGAGAUCAAGAUGACCUCUCCAGUCUAUGGCACUGACAUGAUGGUGGGAAUUGGGACUUCAGAUGUGAAUCUCGACAAGUACCGCCACACAUUCUGUAGCCUGCUGGGCAAGGAUGAAGACAGCUGGGGACUCUCCUACACAGGACUACUUCACCAUAAGGGAGAUAAAAUGAACUUCUCCUCAAGGUUUGGCCAAGGCUCCAUCAUUGGGGUUCAUUUGGACACAUGGCAUGGAACUCUCACUUUCUUCAAAAACAGGAAAUGCAUAGGAGUUGCAGCUACCAAACUGCAGAACAAGAAAUUCUACCCCAUGGUGUGCUCCACUGCAGCCAAAAGCAGCAUGAAAGUGAUCCGCUCAUGCACCAGCUACACAUCCCUCCAGUAUCUCUGCUGCUAUCGCCUCCGCCAGCUGUUGCCCAACUAUGUAGAUACACUGGAAGUGCUGCCUCUGCCCCCCGGACUCAAGCAAGUUCUACACAACAAACUAGGCUGGGUGCUGAGUAUGAACUGUAGCACGUUGAAGCCUUCCACCUCCUCUUCCUCCUUGUCUGGAAGCGACUCUGAUAGUUCCUGUGGAUCAGAUGCAGAGGCGUGCCAAAGGAAGAGGUGCAGGAGGACAUAAGUUAUUUUCAAACAAACUGCCUGGGGGUGUUUCAUUUACUAUCUGAGGAUGAUCCAGGCCUGGCACCUCUUAGUGGGGACAUCAACUUCUAAUCAAGUUUGCAGAGACUUCUACCCUCUUGGAAUCUUUAAGCUACAAGCAUCAGCCACUUGCCUUGGAAACCUAUCCCAACUGUGGAGUGAGUUUGAAAUGGGCAUCCCAGAUAACCUGCAGCAAAAUAUCCUAGAUUCAUCUCCUAUUCUUCUUUACCAGCUCAUUUCUCAGGAGCACAUAGACUUUUCCAGCAGAGAUGCACGUUCUCAAGCUGGCUUCCAAGUGUGGGUCUCUUCUAGCAGGCUUUAUGAUCCAAUCAAUGACUUGACUUCUAUUAAAAGACAAAAUCAGUUACCACUCCACCCUCUCCUGUCAGGUGUUGGUUUGACACUUGCAAUGAAGGCAUUGAGUCACUGGGACGUGAUCUAAAACAGCAGUAUUAAGAGAGAGGCUCUUAGAAUUGCAUCUACAUGUUUUACUGUUGGCACUGUUAUGAACAAGCGGUUACUUGCUAAAGCUGAUCUGUAAGUGAUCUCAUUUGAAUCCCAUGACUUUAAAUUGCUUUGCAUGUUGGGUACUGCUGCUUUGCCUGUAUAGAAGACUAUUAAAUGGUAAUAAACAUACUGUUUACUUUGGCUCAUA
Pelodiscus sinensis (Chinese soft-shelled turtle) is the source of this 3691-nucleotide messenger RNA. RefSeq names its product splA/ryanodine receptor domain and SOCS box containing 3 (gene SPSB3). Gene Ontology annotation, molecular function: protein binding. Gene Ontology annotation, biological process: proteasome-mediated ubiquitin-dependent protein catabolic process. NCBI's taxonomy places the organism in Eukaryota, Metazoa, Chordata, Testudines, Trionychidae. The record is from RefSeq and is a predicted model, not a curated record. Gene Ontology annotation, cellular component: SCF ubiquitin ligase complex.